Molecule: messenger RNA, 1563 nt
Organism: Bathycoccus prasinos
Lineage: Eukaryota; Viridiplantae; Chlorophyta; Mamiellophyceae; Mamiellales; Bathycoccaceae
Product: nitrate reductase
Exons: 1
Coding region: 1-1563 (520 amino acids)
Molecular function (GO): molybdopterin cofactor binding; oxidoreductase activity; molybdenum ion binding
Source: RefSeq, a predicted model, not a curated record
AUGGUGUUACCAAUCGUCGCCUCUGCCGUCGCCGGCGCGGGGAUUAAAACUGUUCUCGACAAGACCGUGUUAAAGAAGAACGACAGCAAAGAGGAUUCUUCCAAAGACGACCUUUGUGCGACGAGCGCGAACUUCGUCGUCUCGUCCGACAUGAACAUCAACCACGACGCGGACGCGUUAAAGUCUCGAUACCUCGCGCAACCGUACCCACAGGUGGACGAACGCGAUGUGAAAACACCAGACAAUUGGGUCAAACGUCACCCAUCUUUAAUACGAUUGACCGGGAAACACCCGUUUAACGUGGAAGCGCCUCUGCCUGAAAUGUUCGAUUACGGUUUCAUCUCGCCUGUGAAUUUACACAUCGUGCGGAACCACGGCGCGGUGCCGAAACUGGAGUGGAACACGCACACGAUUAAAAUAAACGGGAAUUGCCAAAAACCGUUUGAAAUUGGGAUGGACGAACUCUCGAAACUGCCGUACGAACAGUUCCCGUGUUUAGUCGUCUGUGCGGGGAACAGGAGGAAGGAACAGAACAUGAUUAAAUCUUCGAUUGGGUUUAAUUGGGGGCCGUGCGCCGUCGGGAACACGUAUUGGAAAGGCGUGCCGCUGAGAGUUUUGUUGAAUAAAGCGGGGGUGUAUAAAGCCGGGCCGGGAGCGAGGUUUGUGUGUUUGAACGGGCCGCAAGAUGAGUUGCCGAAAAGUUACGACGGGCAGGAUGGGGGGCCGGGGUCGUACGGGACGUCCAUCGAUAUGGAAACCGCGUUGGAUCCGACGUGCGACGUGAUCGUGGCGUACGAACAAAACGGGGAACGUUUACACCCGGACCACGGGUACCCGGUGAGAAUUAUCAUUCCUGGGUAUAUUGGUGGGAGAAUGAUUAAGUUUUUGGCGGAAAUUACGGUGACUGAUCGCGAGAGUAACAACUUUUAUCACUUCAACGAUAACCGCGUGUUGCCGCCGACGGUGGACGCGGAAAUCGCGACGAAAGAUAAAUGGUGGUUUAAAGAGGAAUACAUCAUCAACCAGUUGAACAUUAACGGUGCAAUUGCGUAUCCCGCGCACGAAGAGGUGAUCAAACCGUCGACGAAGAAGUACGUGAUGAAAGGGUACGCGUAUUCCGGAGGCGGGAGGAAAGUUAUUCGAGCCGAGGUGUCGUUCGAUCAAGGCAUGUCUUGGAAGUUGGCGGAUAUUAACGUGAGAGAAACCCCGAGAUGGGCGGCUGGAAGUUCCGGAGAUAAAGCAAGACAUUGGUGUUGGUGCAUGUGGGAGUACGAGUUGGACACCGCGAUGUUGUUUGACCCGUCGUGCAAAGAAAUCUUGUUCCGCGCGGUGGACCAAUCGCAAAAUUUUAUGCCAGAACGCCCGACGUGGAACGUCAUGGGCAUGUUGAAUAACCCGUGGUAUCGCGUGAGAGUGCACAAAGAACCGGACGGAGGGGUAAAAAUGGAACACGCGACGAUUGCUGGUCCCACUCCCGGGGGCUGGAUGCAACAAAUGGCCGAGAAAGCGGGCGGUGAGUUGUUGUGGGGUUGGGGCGGCGAAGGCGCGCCGGCCGCGCCGUGA